AUGCUUCGCUUGCCAAACGAGACGCUAGUAUACAUUCUCCAAGACCUAUACCAUGUGUCUGAGGAUUUUCGAAGGCAUGGUAGCAUAAGCGAUCUGCUUUCUAUCCGAGCUGUUUGCAAGCGACUGGCGGACGUUGGAGCACAUCUCGCAUUCCGGCAUAUCACUCUCAAGCAUCAGACACAAAGCUAUCAAAAGAUUUUGGCUUUCUCAGAGUCUGAGCAUAAGGGCAAAGUUCGAUACAUAACGUACAGUUUUCAAGAUUUUGAGGACGAAUGUAUUCCAAGGGGCGAGUUUUCAGACUACAUAGCGCAACACGCACCACUGAGUGUUGGACACUUUUCUGUCGCAGAACUAGACGAACUCCACCGGGAUUACUGCUGCCGACACUCGGAUAUGUGCUAUCUCGAAAGCACAGGUCUGGAUACGGCGUGUUUAACAGUCAUUCUGCCUCGCCUCAUAAAUCUUCGUUCAAUUUGCAUCUCACAAUGCUUCGAUAAUCUACCCUGGUUGAAGUUUGAAGAAGUUGUUCACGAUUCUUACAUGCCCUUUUUGGAGCAGUCUUCCAGUCUUAGGAUUUUCGACAACAUCAUCGUCGCUUUGUCUGCAACAAACACGAAUCUCACCGGCCUGACCAUACGCUCUUACCAAAACGAUAUUGGCGACCUACCUUUGACUGGUGUCAUACAAGCCUUGAAUUCCGAACGAUCCAUGCUCUUUAAAAGUGCUCUCAAACAGCUAAAAACCUUAAGCAUUGCAAUUCCGCAGUUCGCGGAAGAAGGAAGUCUUAAUUACGACGGGCUACUGAUUUUGCUUCACUCUAUCCCAUUACUUGAGAAAUUAAAACUGUCUUCAAUAUCUCGUCAGAGCGUGAAGCUGCCGUCGAAAUUUCUCGAAUUCUUGACUAUUCCAAGAUUGCAUACCGUUGAAAUUGAUCACGGCUACUUUUCUUGUGCAACAGACUUAACAAAUUUCUUUUCGAGACACUCCCAUACAUUGAAAAGAGUUGAGUUUCGCGACGUCACACUCUCAGGAGGCUCGUGGGAGACGAUCUUCUCAAUUAUGAGAGCCACGUUAGUCCUCAGCUCUUGUACUAUGGUUGGAAAAUUUUCUGCUAAUUGUCAAGUGGAAAUUGACACUGAAAUGCAAAACCAUGGCAAUAGGGUUCUGCCAUUUAAAGCAAUUGAAGACUUCAUCGAACAACGAUCAAAUGACCAUCCAUUCGAACUGACGAAAUGCAAAAGCUUAGCCUUGGUCUUUUAUGUUACAAAUUACGCUACCAAGGUAGAGGAUCCGGGGUGGAAGCGUAUUUUUGCCGCCAAGGAAGUGGCCCAGCUGCUUAAAAGGAGCGAGAACGUUGAUCAGGGCGUAGCGGGUGUUGGGUCAUCGCAGCAGACAACCCGGGAAAACAGAGCAAGGCAAUUCUUGUUGCGUGUCGCAAAUAGGGUAUUUACGGACCGAGCGUUGUCGCAUGUGGAGGUGGUCGCUCACCUGCUGGGAUAUGGGACAGAGUUCACGAAUAACGCGGCGUGGACAUUCUUAAACCUAUGCAGUCUCUACUGGCAAAUAUUUCGACGCUGGAAACUCCUGCAAGAGACGGCUGAAAAGGAGCUUCUAGACGAGCAAAGAGAGGAAUCAGUCGCAAUUAACGCGGCGGGUCAGAAGAUCUCUCUUUUGGAUUCGUACUUUUAUCGAGGUCAGGUCCUAAAGGGUAUUGCACUGUGUGACUAUCUGUCAAUAGUGACGUUGAAGCGCAAGAAGAUACGGGCUACGUCCAAGCGGGAGAUUGAACUGGACAGGUCUUGGCCUUAUGCGAAGAUACGGUGCAAGUGCUCCGCCCAGCAGGACAGCACGCUGCUGUGUGUUUGGACGGGUAUCUCAGUAUGGAUUUUUCCGAGGAGGACGGCAAUUACCAUAAAAGCGGCGGUGCAACAUCUCGCAAUGUUCGUACCGUGGGAAGAUUUCCUCGCUGAGAGAAAUGGGGAUAUAAACGAUAUCUGGAUUAAGCACAAACAGACUCUGCCGGAACGGAUAUCCUUCUAUGCAAAUAAUAUCCAGUUGCUUCGUCGGUCGGCUGAGGAUGUAAGAAGGGACGCGAAGCAGUGGGCUGCAGAGUGUGAAGGCGGGCCGUUUUGCGAGCCAGAGGACUCAGGCUCCGGGUGCCAGGAAGAUGGGCAUCAGUUGGCGCCGUACCAAAAUGAUGAGCCAGGUGUCUUGAUGCGCUUUAUUGACGUGCUGAGGAAGGCAGUGGGAGCCAGAGAGGUAACUGCAGGUUCAGGAGAAAUUUCAUGGAUGCUCGAACGACUGUUUUGCUUUCAAGCAGACGGGCUGGACUCUUCGACGGACCUCAGUGCUUCAAAAAUAGACGACGGUGCCGUGACGAUGACCCUUAGGUCAGGUGAAAUAGGGCUGAAAUUCACGGUCCCGAGACAACAGCAUCUUCGAUCCAUUAAGUCGCAACAAAUCGGAUUAUCCCGUGAGCGAGAAAAGAGAAUCCAAGGUAUACAGAGCCAAUGUGAGGAUUACGAGGUCGGCCAUUAUGUUGCAGGUAGCCAGUCGAAUAGAUCUUGCCAGCCAGCCAUCGGAUUACCUAUCCAAAGUAAACAAUCGUCAUUGACGAUGGAUGUCCGGUUCGGUCCAGGCGGCUCCUUUUCCACGGUUGGGGAGGCACUGACGGUGUCGUUCAGGCUGAACCGGAAACAAAAUAUGGCUCUAAGAUUGAUUUGUCGCCAGGUAGAUCGACUGCGAGAAACAAGCGAUGGUGUGCCACAGCUCUGCAUGUUCGUGGGAGGGGAGGGCGGCACUGGCAAGUCGCGACUGAUCGCUGCAAUCAAGACGCUGUUUCGUUACAAGGAGCAACCACAUCGUCUUUUGGUUACGGCGACUUCUGGUACAGCAGCAGCAAACAUUGAGGGCAUCACAAUCCACUCUGCCUGCAAAUUCUCCAAAGAGUCAGCACCACGUUCAAGGCGCCUUGGGCCGACUGACCAGCUAAAGUUAUCGGGGGCCAGCAGCCUUCGGAUUGACGGUCAAACUAAGAUGGAUUGGCAGGAAAAGCGCAUGAUCGUUGUCGACGAAAUCAGUAUGCUAGGCGCUAGAACUUUAUAUGCCGUGAAUGAACAGUUGUGCAGACUCCGAGGGUCAGCGGAAGACUUCGGUGGGAUACCAGUCGUCCUCUUCUGUGGAGAUUUCCACCAAUUUAGACCGGUCCAGGAGCGAUCGAUCCUGCUACCCAGCACUGCAGUGAGGUGGGACGAACGCAAGUGUUAUUCAUCAGAGCAUAGACGUCAACAUGACAGAGCUCACGCUUUGUGGAAAAGAUUUGAAACGGUGGUCAUCUUGGACGAACAAAUGCGGGCCGCAAGUGACGCUAGGUUGCGGCGGUUACUGUCCCGGAUUCGCCAAGGAGCCCAGGACCGGUCGGAUCUGGACCUACUGAAUACCACUUGUUAUCGAGACGGGCGCAGAAUUCCCUGGGAGUCGGGUAUCACGGUUGUGACACCGCUCAACCGGAAUCGUUGGAACUUGAAUAUUGAGGCAGCAAUCUCUUUCCAGAAACAGCAGCGUGCGCUGAUGCGAAUUUUCAUUUCAGAGCAUAAAUGGACAGCUGGGGAGCCGUCAGAAGAGGAGGCUCUCAUGAUUCUCAAUUACGGGGAUGAUAGCGGGAUCCCGAUCCCGGCCAUUUUCAUGUUUGUGCCAGGCAUGCCCGUGACCAUAAAUCACAAUAUCCACCAAGGAUUAAAGCUUGUGAACGGAGCUGGCUAUACGGCAUGUGAGGUCAUUGUGGACAAAACGUUUCCAGGUCACCGCAUCUCUGGGGACAUGGUCAUACACUUUGGGCCUCCAGCUGGAAUCAUCCUGGCUUCCGAUACGACGGACUUCCGUUUUGUCGGUCUGCCUCCCGGCACCAUACUUCUCACACCAAUGUCAAUGAGGAUAGAGCGCGGAAGAAAACGACCAUGGCAAACGUUAGAUGUUACUCGCAGAGGGCUGGCCUGUGCUUCUGCGUUCGCCUGCACGGAUUUUAAGGUGCAGGGUCGAACGCUCGGCAAGGUCGCACUUGAAUUGCGCGGCGCCAGGACAGUUAGAUUCAACGGAGAGGCAGUGCCGAGCCAGUGCGAUCCGUACAGCCUGUACGUGCAACUCUCACGGUGCACGUCUCUCGACGGUAUCAUGCUUCUCUCCAAAGUGCGGGAGAAAGAUUUCUUAGGGAAUGAAGUGCCUAGGGACAUGUUGACAGCGGAAAAAGAACUAGAGGCGCUAGACGAGGCGACGAUGAGGGACGUGGAAUCCUGGAGUUGGCGGGACAUCUGCUGA
Messenger RNA from Pochonia chlamydosporia 170, 4314 nucleotides. RefSeq names its product ATP-dependent DNA helicase PIF1. The record is from RefSeq and is a predicted model, not a curated record. The transcript is spliced from 2 exons. Bases 1 to 4314 code for a protein of 1437 amino acids. NCBI's taxonomy places the organism in Eukaryota, Fungi, Ascomycota, Sordariomycetes, Hypocreales, Clavicipitaceae. Gene Ontology annotation, molecular function: DNA helicase activity. Gene Ontology annotation, biological process: DNA repair; telomere maintenance.